CUUGUUUGACGAUCGUUGGUAAGGCCAACGGAUCUGUUCUUUCUUUGCCCAUCCGUCGAACAACGCGAUGGGUUUAGCAAACCAGCUGUGCGACGAACCACACCACGAUCAACAGUUGUUUCGGCGUUGGAAGUGUGCAAGCAAAACCUUUGCUAAGCACUGUACGUUUGGUUAUCAACAAACAUCAUGGAACAAACACCACUGCAACCGUCGAAAAGUAUCGCCCGCACCAUGCCGGCAUUCGGUGGUUAGCUCUCGCAAGUGUCGCACAGUUCCAGUACGCGGUGUGGAAAAAGUAGUCGUACGGCAAUGACUAAGAAUCUGUCGAAUCUGCCGAUCGAGGAGAAGGAACGUUUCCUUGACUCGUUCGACAUUGUCCAGACGGACUGUGAUGGUGUGCUAUGGCUUUUGGGAAAUCCGUUCGAUGGUGUGGAACGCGCCGUACGGGCACUGCGAACCAACGGCAAGCGGGUUAUCUUUGUCUCGAACAACAGUGUCCGGCCGAUGGAGGACUACCGGGCAAAGCUGGACAAGCUGACGGACCACACCGUGGACGAUGACGACAUCAUUCAUCCAGCGAAGAUUGUGAUCCAGUACUUGCGAGAGAUAAAAUUCGAUGCCCUCUGCUAUGUGAUUGGCAGCACAAACUUUAAGAACUACCUGAAGGAAGCCGGCUUUCAAGUGCUUGAUGGCCCGAAUGAACCAGUCCAGGAAUCGGCCAGAGCGGUGAUGGCAAGCAUUAGCGAUGGGCAAGCCGUGAAAGCGGUGAUAGUGGACUUUGACUACAACAUGAACAACGUGAAGCUGCUUCGUGCACAGCUGUACCUGCAACACGACGCCCUGUUCAUUGCCGGCGCCAUGGACACGGUUCUGCCGCUUGGCCCCCGGAUGCGACUGAUCGGUCCGGGAUGUUACGUGGAGGUGCUGCAAAACAUUGCCGACCGCAAACCGAUCGUGCUCGGCAAGCCGGGCCUGCAAAUGAGCAAAAUGCUGAAGCGGAUGUACUCGAUCGAAGAUCCGCGCCGGGUGCUGUUCGUUGGUGAUCAGCCCGAAAUGGACGUAAAGUUUGGACACAUUUCCAACUAUCAAACGCUGCUGGUCGGUACGGGCGGUGUUAAGGAGGAACAGUUGAAGAAGUUUUCCGACAAGCCGGAUAUAACGCCCGACUACUACAUCGAGUCGUUUGCCGCGCUGGAACAGAUCGUGCGGGAGGUGGUGGUGUACAAGGCACGCAAUGGAGACAAAUCUGGCCCCUAACGAAAUGCCAAAGAUGAUGUGAUUUUCUUUUUUUUUAUCUAUAUUUAUAUUUUAUUUGUUGUAACAUACAGUUUGGGGUUAACUACGGGGUAUCUAGUGGCAUAGGACAAAGGCUAGAUGAAGGUGGGCUUGUUUGAAUAAAUACAUCUUAAUAACAAAACGGGCCUGUGCUUUAUGAUGCUAACUAGCCCUUAGCUUUCUAGCGCACCACGGUUUUGUUUGGUUUGGUGGUGAGUAAUUUUGCGAUUUUGCGAUACGCACGAGGAAGUUGCAGCACACCCACUGGCGAUGGUUUGCUAUCGUUGGCAAUGCGCGCGUACAGUGGCGGCCUAUCUUAUCGCCACUUGGAUUUUACCUGGUUAGCGUCUUCUACAGAAACAACGUGUGCACAACGUCGUCAUCGUAACGCGUUUGGGAUUUGCGUCAGAUGGAGCGUUUCUUGGUUCCAAUGCAGAACAACCUCAGAGGUCAAUUAAAUUAGAACAAGCAUCAGAACGGUUUAUCUAACUUAUCCUUGCCUGUUCAGUAGAGUCUUUUGAACCUAUGGAUUUAUCUUGGGAGAAUUAAUAAAAACUGUUUAAGAGUUAA
Molecule: messenger RNA, 1845 nt
Organism: Anopheles stephensi (Asian malaria mosquito)
Lineage: Eukaryota; Metazoa; Arthropoda; Insecta; Diptera; Culicidae
Product: phosphoglycolate phosphatase 2-like
Exons: 4
Coding region: 310-1257 (315 amino acids)
Cellular component (GO): cytoplasm
Molecular function (GO): phosphatase activity
Source: RefSeq, a predicted model, not a curated record